AUGUCUCGCGAAGGUUUCCAAAUCCCUACCAAUCUUGAUGCCGCUGCUGCCGGUACCGCAGCGGCAAGAACGGCUACUUUGAAAUAUAUCUGUGCUGAAUGUUCAGCCAAGCUUUCUCUUUCGCGUACGGAUCCAGUGCGAUGCAAGGAAUGUGGCCAUCGGAUCCUGCUCAAGGCCCGCACGAAACGGAUGGUUCAAUUUGAAGCGCGUUGA
Molecule: messenger RNA, 213 nt
Organism: Lachancea sp. 'fantastica'
Lineage: Eukaryota; Fungi; Ascomycota; Saccharomycetes; Saccharomycetales; Saccharomycetaceae
Source: the annotation of a GenBank genome assembly